Molecule: messenger RNA, 819 nt
Organism: Myzus persicae (green peach aphid)
Lineage: Eukaryota; Metazoa; Arthropoda; Insecta; Hemiptera; Aphididae
Product: putative nuclease HARBI1
Exons: 3
Coding region: 1-819 (272 amino acids)
Source: RefSeq, a predicted model, not a curated record
AUGGCACCAUAUAUCAGUAAGACUAAUAGACCAGUCAAAAUACCACUAGACAUCCAACUAUUAGGAUUUUUAUGGAUAAUGGCUACCUCGGAUUGCUAUAGAAGUGUUGCUGAGAGAUUUAAAAUGAAUCGUGGCACACUUCAUAAAGUUUACCGUACGAUUGUUUCAUGUGUAGUUUAUGAAACACACAGAUACAUUCAAUGGUCCACAGACGAAAAAAAAGAUGAGAUUACAGAUGCAUUUUUGGUAGCUAGUGGUUAUCCAGGAAUAGUUGGAGCAAUUGAUGGAAGCUACAUUAAAAUCAAACAACCACGUGGCGAUAAACAUUAUAGAUAUGCUAAUAGGAAAAAAGAUUAUGCUGUGAUCAUACAGGGAGUGUGCUCAUAUAACAAAAAGCUACUGGACGUCCAUAUUGGAGAAGUUGGCAAUGAGCACAUUAUAGGAAACUCAGCAUAUCCGAUUGGUCCACACAUGAUGGUGCCAUAUAAAGACAAUGGUGCCUUAACAGCAAAACAAAAGAGCCACAACAUUAAAUUGAGCAAGGGAAGGGUAAAAAUUGAAAACACAUGGGCACAAUUGAAAGGGAAAUGGAGACGCUUAAAGUAUUUAGACACGGAUAGGAUGGAUUAUAUUGUAGAUCAUAUUUGUGCAAGUUGUGUUUUGCAUAAUGUUGCUCUUGACGGUUCUGAUGAUGAGUAUUGUAUAGAAGAAAAUGAAGAGAUUGAUGUGUUUGAGGAAAGAAAUGUAGAUUUGGAAAGAAUGAAAAGAGAAGGUCAGAUUAAGAGGGAUAGGUUGGCUGAUUUAAUACUUAAUAACUAG